GUUACGGAUGUUCAUGAGAUAACUUACAGGUGCUGGGAAGCAAACCCCAGUCCUCUGAAAGUACAAAUACUCUUAGCAGCUGAGUCAUCUCUCCCAGCCCCUAUCACGGAGACUUCGUUUGUUUGUCUUUGUUUUAGGGAACAGGCGGGCCUAAAACUCGUGAUCCUGCUAGAGUCUCGGGAGUAACCAGCGUGGUCCGGUACUCAGUUUCCCGGCAUGCUUAAGGGAUGCGACUUUCGAUGUGUUUUUCUCCUUGAGAUCAUGGCCCUUCCACAGAAAGGGCCUCUUACCUUGGGAAAACCGAUCGAAAGAGACAAGUAAUUCCAGCUCAUGCCUAUAGAUCUUCCCUUCACGGAAGACCGCACUCCACUCCUCCAGGUCCGCAUGGGGCAUCAACGUGAUGCCAGCCGCCAUCUAGCGGCGGAAAGUAGCAAAGGCGCCUUGGCCCAGCGGUUGCCAGGUGACCGGAGCCACGCGCCGCUAAGGAGGAGGGCGGAGCAAGAAGGAUGCAGGGUCGCAACAACAUCACUUUCCAUUGGUUGAAGAGCACGCAGCCACCGCCUGAGCCAAUGCUCAGAUGGAAGCAGAUGACGUCGGAUGCGACGACUCCUCCCCGCGCUCCUGGGACUUAGGAGACCUAGAUUCCGCUCUCACCCCUCCGCGGUUAGGCUCUCUUAUGUGCUCCCAGCAGCUGCACCUGCUGUCGGUGGUGGUCCUGAUGCUUCCUGACGCUGCCCGGCCGCAGCCCUCCUCCCCAGCCCGGGCUUUACCCACCUACUCGGCCCUGGGGCCAGUGACGCCCGAAGUGGCGACUGAAGCUCCUCCGGACUCGUCUGAGGGCCCUCCUCCCUGGACGAGUGUGCCGGAGAUGCCCGAGAACGGGACUACGGACCCCUUCUCAGCCUUGCCGAUCUGUGUCUGUGAUUUGACUCCUGGUACUUGCGAUUUAAACUGCUGCUGUGACAAGGACUGCGAUCUUCUCCAUCCGAGGACGGUCUUUUCCUUCUGCCUUCCUGGUAGUGUAAGAGCUUCAAGCUGGGUGUGUGUGGACAACUCUCUUAUCUUCAGGAGCAACUCCCCGUUUCCUUCCAGAGUUUUCACGGAUUCCAGUGGAAUUGCACAGUUUUGUAUCCGUGUGAACAACUCAAAAUUAAACUAUUUCCAGAAGCUCCAAACAGUCAAUGCAACCAACUUCGAGGCCCUGGUGGCAGAGUUUGGAGGCCCAUCCUUCACCUCGACAUGGAAAACCGAGCCGCCACUGCCAUUCUAUAGGGCUGGGGAGCCCAUCCUUACCUACUACCCCAGCUGGUCUGUAGUGAGCUUACUGAGGCAGCCUGCAGCGGUGGGAGCUGGGGGAUCUUGUGCCGAGAGCAAUCCUGCAGGUUUCCUAGAGAGUAAAAGCACAGCCUGCACCCGUUUCUUCAGGGACCUGGCCAGUAGCUGCACCUCGGAGCCAGCCCUGGAUGCCGCCUCUUACUACAACUUUACCAUUUUGAAGGUUCCAAGAGGUGUGAUUGAUCUUCAGAAUAUGAAGUUCCAGGUUCCUGUAACACUUGCCUCACCAACCAGUCCUCCUCUGCUGACUGGAAACACAUGUCACAAUAUCGUUUCCCAGGUCAUCUAUGAGAUAGAGACCAACGGGACCUCUGGGAUCCAGAGAGUCUCUGUCAGCUUUAGCCAGACCAACCUGACUGUGGAGCCAGGCGUUUCCUUACAGCAAGACUUCAUCGUUCACUUUAGGGCAUCUCAACAGAGAGAGGCUGCUUUUCCUACUCGUCCUAGAAGUGGGAAUCCGGGCUACCUCACUGGGAAGCCACUCUUGGUGCUAACUGGUGACUUGGGUCACUCGAUGACCCUGUUGCAGAGUGAGGGUAGUGGAAUUUGCUCUGUUAAGAGGCAUGAGGUACAGUUCGGAGUGAAUGCAGUAUCUGGAUGCACGUUAAGACCCAAAGAGGCGAACUGCAGCGACUUGCAGAAGGAGAUUUACCAGAGUCUUCAUGGAAACCCCAGACCAGAGCGGGUCGCCAUCUUCGGCAAUGCUGACCCAGCCCAGAAAGGAGGAUGGACCAGGAUCCUGAGCAGGAACUGCAGCAUUUCAGCUGUCAACUGCACCUCGUGCUGUUCCAUACCAGUCUCCCUGGAGAUCCAGGUGCUGUGGGCACAUGUAGGACUUCAGUCCAACCCACAAGCUCAUGUGGCAGGAGCCCGAUUCCUGUACCAGUGCAAGUCUGUCCAGGAGCACCAGAGAGGGAUGGAGGUAUCUUUGACCACUCUUGUGAGCUUUGUGGAUAUUACUCAGAAGCCAGAGCCACCAAGGGAUCAACCUCAAACGGACUGGAAACUGCCAUUUGAUUUCUUCUUUCCCUUCAAAGUGGCAUUCAGCGGAGGGACCAGUGCUCAGAAAGACUCAGCCUAUCUCAUCCUCAUCCUGUGCAUCUUUCUACUUGGAGCUCUUAGCUCACAGACCAAAUGAAGAAAGAAAACAGUCAGGUUUUGUUUUUCCCCAUGGGAAACUCUAAGGCAGCCUACUGAUCUUGGCAGGACAGGUCCUCACGUACUCAUGGAAACAGACCUAACUAAAGGGACUCUAUUUACUCACUAUGUAGCCUUGGCUAACCUAGAACUCCCAGUGUAGACCAGGCUGGCCUCCACCUCAGAGAUUCCCCCUGCCUCUGCCUCGAAAGUGCUAGGAUUAAAGGUGUGAGCCACUGUGCCCAGUGAG
Messenger RNA from Acomys russatus (golden spiny mouse), 2722 nucleotides. It is a transcript of the gene Tctn3, whose product is annotated as tectonic family member 3. The transcript has 14 exons. NCBI's taxonomy places the organism in Eukaryota, Metazoa, Chordata, Mammalia, Rodentia, Muridae. Bases 578 to 2473 code for a protein of 631 amino acids. The record is from RefSeq and is a predicted model, not a curated record. Gene Ontology annotation, biological process: cilium assembly; smoothened signaling pathway.